Arctia plantaginis is the source of this 429-nucleotide messenger RNA. Lineage: Eukaryota; Metazoa; Arthropoda; Insecta; Lepidoptera; Erebidae. The record is from the annotation of a GenBank genome assembly.
AUGCCUAUGUUUGACCUCAAAGUCUACGUACGGGUCGUUGCCGCUGUGUUUUCUAUUUCAGCAGCCACGGCAUUUGUGAUUUCUCUACUCCGCUUGUUGAAACCAGAACUGUUCUACCUAAAUAUACUACAAGGCAGUGACUUGGUGAUCCACUACUUCAUAUCAGCGCUGAUGAUACUCACUAGCGCAAUAGGCUUUCUGAACAGUUGUGUAGUGAUGAAUCGAAGUGCGACCCACAACACAGGCCGGAAUAUCACUACCUGGCUGCUGCUGGACUCGCUGUUUGAGACCACCAGAGUCGUGUAUGUCUUCAUCUGUGAGAUCGUGCUGAAGGGGCAGGGACCUAUUCAGCUGUACGAGUUAUUGAUUAGCGCCGCGCAGUAUUUGCUGGACAGCUUUCUAUACUGUCAGAUGAUUCUCAGACACUAG